This is a messenger RNA of Haliotis rubra (blacklip abalone), 8525 nucleotides long. RefSeq names its product Golgi apparatus protein 1-like. Gene Ontology annotation, cellular component: Golgi membrane. Lineage: Eukaryota; Metazoa; Mollusca; Gastropoda; Lepetellida; Haliotidae. Gene Ontology annotation, molecular function: fibroblast growth factor binding. The record is from RefSeq and is a predicted model, not a curated record.
GUAGUUAUUCAACCAAGAUGGCGGCGUUCGGACGACGUGUCGCAAAGUUGUGUCUAACAAUUUUACUUUUAAGUACAUUUGUGUGUUCUCAUGGACAAAAAAUAGAUGACAGUCUGAGCAACGAUGGAAAUGUCCACCGGGAAAAAAGAGCUGCAGUAGAUAAUAAUUUUGGUGGCAAUCGAAAACCGUAUAGCAACAGUAACUUUGACGGGAAAAUAAAUCCGAAAUUCCCUCAAAGAAAUAAUGGCGUUGGCAACAACCCACAAAACAACGAAGUGCCAUACGUGAAUAAACAACAACAACAAGUGAAUCAGAAGCUCGGGGAUGCCGUGCCAAGAAAUUCAAACUUUCAAUUAAAUCCAAAACGUGGAAAUGUGGACCAAAUGCACAAACCGACACGUAAAGGAUACCAGAUCAAAAUAUCAGAUUCAGAAGAGUGUGGAACAGAAGUCCGGAAAUAUUGUAGUCAGAACUUAUGGGACAAGAACUUCAUGGUUCUUGAUUGUUUGCAGAAUGAUCUUAAGAUGGACACAGAAUUGAGCAAGCCAUGCCAGCAUUUCCUGUGGAUGUACAAGCGGAAUUUGACGAAGGAUGAACGGUUUGAGCAUGCUUCACAAGAUGUUUGCAAGUCGGAACUGCAGACUAUCAAGGAGUGUAGCGGCUUACAGAGAGGCAAGGGAACCAUUAUCUCCUGUCUGAUUGAAAACUUUGAUAACGUAACCUCAUCAUCUUGUCGCCAGUUCCUGAACAAAAUGGCUACCAUUGUGUUCAGCGACUAUAGGCUCAUCUACCACUUUGCCGAGGAUUGUUAUGAUGAUAUCAGCAAGACUCGAUGUGGCCGAAGUGAAGGUGAUGAAGAUGAAGCUCUUCACACUCAGGGACGUACAUUGUCCUGUCUGGCUGAGAAGAUGACCAACCUGUCUGGCAAGUGUAAGGUCCAGGUAUUGAGAACAUAUGAACUUCAGUCAGACGACUACCACCUCGACCGACCUCUCUACUAUGCCUGUAGAGAAGACAGGGAGCAUCUGUGUCCUACUGUAACUGCUGGAGGGGGCAAAGUGUUCAACUGUCUGUACAAGCAUGUUGCCGAUAAAUCCAUGAGCCAUGAGUGUCGUGAGAAGAUCGAGCUUAGGCAGAAACUGAUUUCCCAGGAUGUGAAAAUGGACAAGAGCUUUUACAAGGCAUGCAAGAAUGACAUUGAAAAGAAUGACUGCUUGGCUGGAUCGAGUACACAUGGGGACACCAAACGUGCUUCGGUGCUGCUUUGUCUAGAAAAUGCAGCCAAAACAGGUAAAAAGCUGAAGGGCAAGUGUGUGGCCCAGAUGGAGGAUGUGCGGAAGAUGCUGAUGGAGGACUACAGGCUGUCCCCCGUCCUUGUUGCCAGGUGUGGCGAUGAGAUCAAGGCCUACUGCAAUGACAAGGACAUCGGAGGAGAAACUCUCCACUGUCUUAUGGCUUUGGCUAAAGAAGUCACAGAUAAGCCCAAGAUCACACCAGCUUGCACAAGAGAGCUUGAAGACCUGCUGCGAGAGGCAGAUGUGGGUUCUGACAUCAAGAUAGAUGGUGCUCUACAGCGAGCUUGUCAGUCAGUGGUUGACAAACUCUGCGAUGAUGUCCAACCAGGAGAUGGGGGUGUCAUCAACUGUUUGAUGGAGAAUAUUGACAGUGACGAUAUGACUGAUGUCUGUGAAGAAAGGCUGCUGGAGAUACAGUUCUUUAUUGUGAGAGACUUCAGACUAGAUACCCAUUUGUACAAAUCGUGUAGGACAGAUGCAAAGACAAUAUGUAAAGCUGGGGAUGACUGGUUCGACCCUCAUUCCAAGCUACCAGCUAAAGACCCUUUUAUUCUGCCAUGCCUCCAUCAAUCGCAGCCAUCAGAACCAAAUUCUGAUUCCAAUCUACUUGAUAAUCAGAUGUUCAGGAGAUGCCGUCAGUUCGCAAAGGAUCUCUGUAAAACGACUGGUAACUGGCAUGAACAAUCACCCGAGGAGGCUGGUAAAGUUCUUGCCUGUCUGUAUCAACACUUCCGGAAACCUAAACAGGAUGAGAAGAAGGUGUCGCGGGCAUGUAAGCAGGAGAUCAAGAGGGUGAUGAAGUCCUAUGCCCUCAGCGUGGAGCUCAAUCCACAGGUGCAGGCCAAGUGCCUGUCUGACCUUGGCAGCCACUGCUCCAGCAACAAGGAGGACACCGCUGUAGGCGCGGAGAUGGAGUGCCUGCAGAACAACUAUGACGACCUGACUGACGACUGCCAGCAGGUGAUCGGGGAACUGAUGGAGGAAGAGGACAAGGAUAUCGAGCUGGACCACAUCCUCAUGAAGGCCUGUACCCCCAUGAUCAAGCGGUUCUGUAACGAGCUGCUGGAUAGUGAUGCUGAUCCCGGGGAUGUGCUGGAGUGUCUCAUCGAGCACAAGAACAACCAUGAGAUGGACUCCAAGUGUGCUGCUGGAGUGGAACAUCACCAGCUGAUAACACAGAAGGACUUCAAGUUCAAUCACAAAUUCAAGGAGGCUUGUCAAAAAGCUGUAUCGAAGUACUGCAACUACAAGAAAACAAAGUCAGAUGUUGUGGUGUGUCUCAGCGAACAUGUUCGGAAUGACACCUUGUUGGAUAAGGAUCACAGAAUUGAGAAGCAGUGUCGCCACCAGCUUCGACUUCAGAUCCUGCAGAGGGUGAGCCCACGCUAUUUGUUGCAGGUCAUGGAAUGUCUGAAGAAAAAACAGUCCCGCUUGAGCCCACCUUGUCACAGACUACUUUUCAAGAGAGAAAAAGAUGAGUUUGCUAUCGCUGACUAUGGGCUGCUGUCUGCAUGCAAGAGGAUGAUCAAGGAUUACUGUGAUCCUGAUGAUGAUCAGCCACAAAUCCUUCGCUGUCUGAAAAAAAAGAAUAACCCUGACUUUGAUGCCAAGUGCAGAUCGGUAGUGACGAGAGAAAUCAUGCAGAGUAAAGACUAUCGGCUGAAUCCCUCCCUGAGGAAGGCGUGUCACCUGGACAUUGGCAAGUUCUGUGCGGGUGUGGUGGAUCAGCACAAACAGGAUGUGGAACUUGAAGGUCUUGUCAUCAGCUGCCUCAAGAAGCAAUACGCUGCCAAGCGACUGUCCCGGGAAUGUGAUAUGGAGAUUACCGAGAUCAUCCAGCAGGCGGCAGGAGAUAUCCGCGAGGCUCCCGUCCUGGAGAAGGCAUGCAUGAGUGAGAUAAGGGUGCACUGCAAAGAUAAGAUGAUGGAAGCUGAUGGCAAGGACAAUGAUGAGAUCAAAGAAGCUGGGAAAGGACAAGUCGAGGAAUGUCUCAAAGAAAAGUUCCGUCAACGGAAGCUGACAAACAAGAAUUGUAUCAAGGAAGUGUCCUACUUAAUUCAAGAAGAGGAGAUUGAUGUCAACGUAGACCCCGUUCUGAAGAUUGGUUGUCAGAAGGAGCUGAAUAGACUCUGUCGGGGUGUGCGUGCUGGAGAGGGCAGAAUGAUGUCCUGUCUGCUGUCUGUGCUGGAAGAAGACCCCAAGUCUAUGUCAGACAAGUGUCGGACCAUGCUGCACAACAGGAAGGAGAUGUGGGAAUAUGCUGCUCAGGUUGCACCUAUUGAAGGAUUCCAAGAAAUUUACACCCAAAUUUCCGAGUCCCCAGCUAAAUUCUAUAUUCUGGGAGUUUUGACAGCAGUUGUGUGUAUGAUCUUUGUGUUUGGAAUUGGAUGUGGACGAGUCACCAAGCGAGUUCGAGCCGAGAUGAAGAACAAAUAAAAUCAAGUGUACAUGUGAAAAUAACAUUUAACCCUGUCACUGACGACAAGAUCAAGUCACUUGGUCAAGCUUUGUCAUUGACAGGGUUAAUAGGAGCGAGGGAAGGGUGACCCUCAGUUAUAAGUUCUCUGUGAUUAAUUGAGUUUUAGAUUCACUUGUACUUUUCAUCCUUUCAUUGAUAGAUACAAACACUUUCACUGGCUGCGAGAUUGUCAGUGAAAGGGUUAAAGGAUCAAAUCCCAUAUCUUAAAUCAUCUCUCAGUAAAAGAGUUCAACACAUCAUGAUAUGCAUCGCAGUAUUUUAACACAUAUAGACAGGCUUAAUUAGCAAGCAGUUGUUCUGUCACAAUGCAAAGUUGAUUUGAACUCAUUUUGAUAUCAUCAGUAUUCAUUUCCAAUCAAAGAAAUGGAUAUAGUGAUGGUUGAUUUUUAUCCCUACUAUUUGGUUCUUCCUGUAUUUUUGUUCAUAAAAUCAUCUCCAUUGAACAAUUAACAACAGGUUCAGUUUAACAUCUGCCAGUAUUAACCUCAAUUGAAAUGGAAACAGCAUCCACUUCCUCAUGUUUGACAUACCUCCCAAGAUAACAACUUGUUGUUCAGGUUUUAGUCACCUAUUUUUGAAUUUCAAUUAUAAAAUGCACUUUUUUGUAGUUCGAAACUUGCACUUGACAGUCUCAUUAAAAAUGGAUGGAUUAGAGAGCUGAAAUUCUGAGCAGCUGUUCAGUUUCUGUAUCUGAGAAAUAUGCAUGAAAGGGCAGUUCUGAAUGAAAGCCACACAACUAUAAAAAAAUUGGAUAUUUUGACACUGUCUUGAUCUGAAAGAAUAUUUCUAAUUUUAAUGAGACUGCCUGUGUCCUCUAGUUUACCAGAGCUUGCAUAAUCAUAACACUCCCGGCCUGUCAGUUCUCUGAAAACAUUCCGACGCAGUACACCUUUCAGAGCUGACAGCCGGCCCACCCAACAGCGACUACACAACCUGUUCCCCCAUCAUAGCUGCCAACUGUCACUUAGUUUAGUUGAAAGUCUGUAAUGACUAUGAUUUGCCAAAGUACUAAUGAAAAUGAUAAGGACUAUGUUCACAUGGUAAACAUUUACCUGCUGCAAAUGUGUCAUCUUUUUCUCCCAACACUCUGAUGUAGGCUAGCAGUAAUUAUCAACUUAUUACUUUUUCCAUACAGGUUGUAAUAAUACUAAGUUGCCAGUUGGCAGAUAGGCUCUUCGGUUCCACAUGUGGUAGAUUUACGUUGUUAAAUUCUCCAUGCAAACAUAGACAUGAAUUGGUGAAUCCUCAAUUUGUGGCUUAGAUAUGAAAUCAUGUUCGUGGUUGUAAUUAUUUUUUUAUUGUAUUUGUUUUGGUUUGUUUUAGGAGAUUAGGAGUGUUGGUAAAACAUCUUGCUCAAUCUAGCCUAGAUGAAACAUGCUCCCGAAGCCUAGAAGCUAAUGGUAGUAAAAUCCGGACAAUUGUUUCAAAAUUUAGUAUGGGUGUUUUAUUAAAAUAUGUUAUUUUUACACAUUUCCCCCUUUUUUUUGGUACUGUUGUUUUUUAUUAGGAAUAUGUUUCUAGACGAUCGUGGUUAUUGUGGGGCUUCACUUGUUGAUAUGCACAGCACAUAACGGCAACAUUCUGUACCUGAAUAUCAGGUCCAUUGCUACAAGUUCAGUGGUAAGUUCCUUCAGGCGGGCUAGACUUGGUUUGAAUCCCGAUUCACCCUGAUUAUGUUUCUAAGUUUGUCAACACAGUACACCAAAGUGGUAAACAAUGAUCAACAUCAAAAUGGUUACUCUUCAAACCCAGCUCCCUCACUUAAAGGCAUUUCCUUUUUAUGGUGACUGUUUGCAUCUUCCUACUUGUUUACUUAGGGGUAGCCUUGUGGUUAAAGCAUUUGCUCGUCACGUCGAAGACCCAGGUUCGAUUCCUCUUAUGGGUACAAUUUGUGAAGCCCAUUUCUGGUGUCCCCCGCCAUAUUGCUAACAGCGGGGUAAAACCAAACUCACUCGUUUUUCUUAAGGAAACCUAAGGAUCCUUUUCUUCGCAUAUUUGGAAAGAUAUUCAUUGCUUUGAUUCACAUUGUCACAUAUAUUUGCUUGCUUUUUCAUCACAAGCAAUACACACAACAUUGGAAGGCACAUAUUUGUUUUUGUUUGAUAAAAUGUUAUUUAUUGUCAGCAGAUUCUACUUAGAUUGAUGUUUUGUAUGAUCGGUAAACAAGCAGGUGUCAUUUACAGAACAAACCACAGUCCAUCUCAGUGAAUCGACAAACAAAACUAAUGGUGCAUUUGUUGGCGUCAGUCUUAUCCUGGUUUCUGCCUAAUUUUGGUUCUUGACUUUGUGUAAUGGUACCCCUUGUUACUGAUGGUGAAACCAGUGUAGCAUAUAUCGGUAACCCAAUCAUUGUACUGUUAAGCUUAUGUGUUGAUGGUCUUGCCUAGUGCCUUGCAUGCUUGCCCCUAUGAAAUGGAAUGAAUAUUAAGUUAAUCAUGCAAGAUCACCUUGCUAUUCUGGCCCUCAAUAAUCUGGACACCUGUUUUUAUACGAAGGGUAUACUCAAGAAAUCUGUCGAUUUCUUUGAAAACAGCAUUUUUUGCAUUAACAAGGGUUUUUUUUGUAGGUUGAUGGUUGCUUGCCCAUGUCCCAUGUUAAAAUAUAAAUUAUAUUACGAUGUAUCUUUAAUGAAUUUAAUUACUUGAAAUUGUUCACACUGAAAAGAAAUUUUGGGAGUUGCAUGAGCAGGUAAUAGCGUUCUGAAGGUUGCUUAGCGCUGUCCCAUAGCCGAUGCAGUUGUUGUUUGUGUUUGUUAAGCGUGAGAACAAAGCUCUCACAUGUGAGAUUAGAGCAAAAUUUCAAAUUUUUUCAUGUUGAUCAGGAACAAACAAAAUUGAGAUUAUUUUGUAGGUUUUCUGUUUCAUUGGUGUCAGCUGUCUGUAAAUACUCACGUGUGACCACAUUGGUCAUUGGGCUGAAAAAAAUUAUCAAAAAUAUAUGUAUAUAUAUUAUUGGAAAGUAUUCAUCAUGAUGGGUCUGACUAAAAUAUUUGUUCAUUUGUCUUAGAAAGGGAUAAAUGAUACAUAUGGGCAUAUGGAACCAAUAUAUUCCAAACUAAUUUGUUUAAACAGCAUCAUUGAUACUGAAACUUGGAAUCCUUACAAAGCGUUGGUCAUGUGUUUUUGUAGAUAUAUCACACACAAGCUGACUGCAAUGUGGUACAGUGAAACAAGACUGAUUUUUGGUUCUGAUUUUCGAUAGGCCAUUUUGGUAGUCGCUACUGUACAUGGCUUAAUGUUAUUAUUGUUUGUGAUAAUUUACUGAAUUUGAAGCAAUAGAAUUUGACAUAUUUGGUCAUUUCAGUAUCAGUAUUGUUGGUUGUGUCAAAAAGACUUGUUUCCUUGCAUAAUAGAGUUGUUGUGCUUGACUUGUCCCGAAAACACUUACCCUGUUGCCGAGAUUGUGUGGUUGUUGGACUCUUGUUAUCAUGUUCCAAGUUUGUUGAACCUUGAACAUACCAGAUCACCUAAACUUUUUUCCAUUGGCUUUCUGGUGAUUUACACAUAGCAUUGUUGCUGGAAAGUUCAGCAUUGACCUCUUAGAAUCAGCCAUAUGAUCAUGUAACUAGGGUACGAAAGAAAACAUACCUAUGUACUUUGUGGUUUAUUGUUUGACAUGUUAGUGUGAGAAUACUCUGUAAGAAAGGGAAACAAAACUACUUUGGAUGAGAGUGACAAGUUUGCUGUUUGAACAAAAUGCUUGUUCUACGGUGCUGUCCAUUUUAUUCAGAAUAGGAAAUGAAUUAAGUAUGUUGAAAUUUCUGUAAAAACAACUUUUCACAAAUGGAAAAUAGUUUUCCCCAUCGGUUAGUGGUUGAGAGGAUGAACGUCACAUGUACAUGGAAACUGCACCAGUAACAUCUCCAAUUAAGACUGCCACAAAUACCAAAGAUGCAUCAUAAUUUCAGGAGAACUAAUCAUGAACUAAUCUUCAAAGCUAUUUUGAUCAGUGCUGUUUUCAAGGAAUGUAAUGCAUGUGGUAUUUUGUUAGAUGUACAUAGUUAUAACAUGUUUAUUUACUUGUAGCUCUGUGUGAAAGUGUAGCUAGGACCAUGGGAAUUUGAAGUUUGGAUUUUAAGGAUGGCAAAUCUAAUAAUUUUACCAAAACUUCAGGUAUCCGUGCUAGGACUGUAGGAUGUUGUCAUCUGUAGGUUACUUUUGGGCUUGAAAUAUAUGAAAUAUGUAAAAAGCUUGACAGCUGUACAUUUGCUUCCUCCAUGUUCCUUAACCCGUGUUCUGCUGACUUCACAUCUAGCCCAUCAGCUUGUCACUGUUCAUCCCAGACACCAUGUUGGGUUGUAGAUGCACCAGGGAAGCUUCUGGUUGUAAAUAUAUACAUACAUACCCUCAGCUUUCACAGCACUUAUCUACUUGAGUUACACAUGUUAAGGUUUGGUAAAGUUUAAUUUGUACAGUCAUGUAACCAACAAUUGUAUUGUCAGGGCAGAUUGCUGGUGUUUCCUAAUGUCUGGAGUCGGAAAAAUUAAAUCAAGGUCCCUUUUUUUUUGAAAUCUUAAGAAUUGAACCAGUAGCAGAAAAGAGAUGAGGUGAUUGCAUCUUCAGGCCUCUGCAAGUUCAUAUUCAGACUCCCCGGCACCCACAAUGGACAAUACCAGGUGUUAGGGAUAGUCACUUUUACCACAGGGGGUUGUGGUAAGGACUCACAUAUUUUUCUACUUGUUCGUCAUAUGCUUGUUGUAACAGGGGUGUGUUGGAUGUAAGGAUUUCUAUAAUAAAGUUACUUCAACCACA